Paramisgurnus dabryanus is the source of this 3389-nucleotide messenger RNA. It is a transcript of the gene osgn1, whose product is annotated as oxidative stress induced growth inhibitor 1. Lineage: Eukaryota; Metazoa; Chordata; Actinopteri; Cypriniformes; Cobitidae. Gene Ontology annotation, biological process: negative regulation of cell growth. The record is from RefSeq and is a predicted model, not a curated record. Gene Ontology annotation, molecular function: growth factor activity; oxidoreductase activity.
UUACCGCACGAGUCUCUCUCUACUACAGUGUGCAGUAACGGUGUCGCGUCAUUCUGUACAAUUAAACAUAGCCACGGGGGAAAAGAGUUACAUGUGUGUUUCACAUUUCUAUUCAACCGAUCUGUGUCUCUAGAGUUUGCUCUUUCAUCUCAUUUGGAAUUCAGAAAUUUACUUCUGCAUCAACUUACAGGUGGAUAAAACUAUGGAGCUUUGUAAAGAGGAAACUUUAUCUGAUGAUGUUCUGCCUGUUGUCAUUGUUGGUAAUGGGCCAUCAGGGAUUUGUCUUUCUUAUUUGCUGUCGGGACACACACCUUACCUUUCCCCGGACGGCUUUCACCCCAACCCUAUUUUGCAUAACAAACUCUCAGAAAAUCCCAAUCUGUCUUUGUUUGACCAGGAUCUCGAAUACCUGUGUGAGGGUGUGGAGGGUCGUUCAUCAAACCCUGUGGCCGUGCUUUUUGAUGCCCUUUUGCUCCCUGACGGUGACUUUGGAGUUGACUGCCCUUCACCGCUUGUAUGGCAGUACGAGCCAGAAAGGGCCGUACCCCAUCUUGUAUUGGGAAAGGGGCCACCUGGUGGGGCCUGGCAUGCUAUGGAGGGCUCGAUGUUUACUCUCAGCCUGGCUAACUGGAUGGAACUUCCUGGUCUGAAGCUGAAAGACUGGGUGAGAGAUAAAAGAAGAAAUGUACGUAACGACCGAGCCACACCGGCUGAGAUUGCGUCUUACUACCAGCACUAUGUGAAUAAAAUGGGCCUGGAGAAGAGAUUUGCUUGCGGCACGACCGUGACCUCCGUCCAUCAGGUUUCACUCGACUCCGGCCGCACCGUUUGGAAGAUCCAAGGCCUCCAGAGGAGAUCCAAGGUUGGUGAAGGACAGGAAGAAGCUGAGGUCCCUUUCUCCGUUCACGCUGAAAACGUGGUGCUCGCUACAGGAACCCACGACAUCCCCGCGCGUCUUGGCGUGCAGGGCGAGAAUCUUCCCUAUGUGUGCCACAGCUUCUGGGAGCUGGAGGCCGCCAUUUCCUCCGGCCAUUUGGAUUGCGCCUCGGAGCCGGUUCUCGUGGUGGGUGCUGGGCUGACGGCGGCAGACGCCGUCCUUGCGGCUCACCACUUGAACACGCCUGUAUAUCACGCCUUUCGGCGACCCGUGACCGAUCCGGGUCUCAUCUUCAACCAGUUGCCCAAAGUCCUCUACCCUGAGUACCACAAAGUGCAUCAGAUGAUGAGCCAACAGCAGCACAAAAUGAAUGAGACUGUGGUGAAUCUUUCCAAUCAUCCCAUCGUUUCACCUGCGGAUGGCACGAGUUACCCAGGUUAUCUCAGUUUCCCUAAGCACCGGGUGGUUGAGUUUAAGCCGGAUGGGAAAUGUGUUCUAGAGGGUGAAGGAGGGCUUCAAACCGCUCUGCAGGUCUCGAUGGCGCUCGUUUUGAUCGGGUCACAUGCAAACCUGUCUUUUCUCCCAGAAGACGGUCACUCGUUGGCUCUGGAACCAGAAGAGCCAAUUAGCUGUCGACGAAACCCAUUAGAUGUUGAUCCAUACACGUACGAGUGCGUUAAGGAGCCGGGGAUGUAUGCCAUGGGACCGCUGGUGGGUGAAAACUUUGUGCGCUUCCUUAAAGGCGGCGCUUUGGCUAUCGCGUGUGACAUUGUGCGUAAACGCAAAACGAAACGACAAAGUGCAACAGAGAAUUGUGUUACAAGCUUGUUGAACAAUUGCACCUUAGAGGCAUAAAGAUUACGAAGAUGUACUCUUUCAUUUACAUUUUUACGUUUGGCAGGUUCUUUUAUUAAAAGUGACUUGCAGUGCAUUACAGGUAUACAAAGUAUACAUUGGGUUCGAACCCGUAUCCGUUUGCAUGGCUAAUGCAAUAAUCUACCCCUGAGUUUUACAGAAACGCAUGUUAUGGAAAUCUUGUUCAUGGAGAGCAAGAUAAAAAUCAUUCGCUCGUGACUGCAAAUGCACUAACGUGUUUUUCUUGUAAAGUUUGUCUAAACCUUAAUCUGGACAAGGUGUUUGUAAGACUUCAGGGAAUGUUUUUUUUUUUUUUUGGACAUGCCUGAUCACUUGUUUGUGCCAAAUCAACAUUUGUACUGUUUCCAUGUGGUCGGCUCAAACAUUUUCUUCAUGUGAGGAAGAAUGCAAUACAAUUUUGCCACGCAAAUACUGAUGUUUAUAAGUCUUGGUACAUGCUAGUUCCCAUUUCUUGUUUUGAAAUAAGCAGAGUUUAAACAUAAAUUGCGUAUUGGUGAUAUGCAGUAUUUUUUGGGGGGGUUAUGGGAUUUUGUUAUUUUACAUUGAAAAACGAAGAGUGUUCAUUUAGGUGAAUGUACUCAAAUGUAUGAUGGCAUUAUGACAUGUUUUACUACCUAUAUUUAAUUUUUGUCUUCUGCACAUCUGAGUAUACCACUGUAGAGAGUCCAUUUAUUACACCAGUGGUUCUUUAAAUAGAGACGGGAAUUUAAAAAAAAAUAGAUACAUUUAUCAUAAAUUAUGCUUCAGAAAAAUAAGGCUACUAAUGAACAGCACUACAUUGUAUAAUUUAAUGUUUUAAUUUAAAUUUGAGAUUGUUUUGUGUCAUGAACUUUCUAUGGAGGGUUACGAAAGGAUAUACACAAGAACCACUGGGUUACACCAACAAACUCAAACUUAAUGUCUAAAGUAAGGAUUAGUAAAAGUUUUUGUAAGACUUUAUUGAUUCUUUAAUAUUUUUUAAGCUGCUCAUUUCCCAAAGCUAAAACUUGUGUAAGGUCAGAUUACACUUACAAAACUGAGCGUUAGAGGUCUCGUGCAUGCAGAGAUGAUGCCAGUUGUAGAAUGACACCAUUAUCUACAUCAGUGGUUCUCAAACUGGAAUAUAUAAAAAAAUAUUUAUCAUAAAUUCUGUUUAAGUAAACAUCAGAAAAAUAAGGCUAAUAACCAACACCGCUACUUUGUAUAAUGUUUUGUUUAAUUCAAAUUUUAAGAUUUGUAAUGUAGCUCAUAAAUCUUUUUUUUGGGGAGGCCACAAAGAAAUGCAUUGUACACAGGGAGGCCACAUGCCAAAAAAGUUUGAGAGCCACUGAUCCACAAAACUCGCAUGCUUAUGUGAAACAAGAUGAUGUAUGGGCCAAAUGUAACUUUUUGUCCAAGAUAUUUCCUUUAACAUGUUGAUGCAAUGAACAUAGUUAAAUGCAUAUCAUGUUUCUUUAAGAAAGUUAUUCUAUUCUUGAAAUCUCAAAUAUCAUUCUACUGUAUGAACUAAGUUUUGAACCCUGGCAGCUCUGAUUAAACAUGUUUUUAAAAAUUAUUUGUACUCAAAAAGUGCAAAAAGUAUACAUUUGUAAAAGAUGUAUAGUUUAUUUACAUUAAUUGUUAGUGUUAAACACUAAUAAAAAAAAAGAAAAUGGAA